AUGAAUGCUACUGUCAUGGGUUUCAUUUCUGUGAAUCUACCACAGGGACGGGAUCUUCCCACCUUUGUCUGUCGUAGCUCCAACUCUCUGGGAUCUGACAGGCAGCGAUUUUAUUUCUAUGGAUUUGAGCAAAAAGGAUCUACACAAUCUAAAGGGUGUUCAGGUCCAGUGACGUUGCCACCCUUCAUCAUCGCAGUCUGUUUUCUGACAGCAGCUCUAGUGUGCGCUCUGCUGUUUGCUAUCCGGACUCAGAGGACCUGCUGCACAGGUGACACCAGGAUUGCUGUGGAAAAACAACACCUGACAAGCCAAAAGGAAAAUGAGGUUUCUGACCAACCAGAAGAGGACAUUUAUGUCAACACCAAUGAGCUGAAAAAGGAAGAUGAACCAAAUACUCAUCAAGAUCUACAGGUUGCCAAUGAAGGCUCCAAGAAGAAGGAGGAGAAGAAGAAUGAGGAUGAGGGCAAUGACUUGACUUACUCUAGUGUGAUUUGGAAGAGCAAGAAGAAGGGACUACGCUCUGGGAGCAGGAAGACCUCUGCUAGCUCCUUUCUGCAGGAGGAGAAGCACAUGGAGGAAAGCACCAACAGAUAUGAUGUACACAACGCACUGGAGAUGGCAAACAUAUAUGGCAAUGUGGGGCCGAAACAAGAUGUAGUGAAGGUGGAAGAUACUGAAUAUUCCCAGGUUUUAUUUAGAGACCAAAAUCCUCCACAACAAUAG
Molecule: messenger RNA, 723 nt
Organism: Scomber japonicus (chub mackerel)
Lineage: Eukaryota; Metazoa; Chordata; Actinopteri; Scombriformes; Scombridae
Exons: 4
Coding region: 1-723 (240 amino acids)
Source: RefSeq, a predicted model, not a curated record